Molecule: messenger RNA, 762 nt
Organism: Aspergillus sclerotioniger CBS 115572
Lineage: Eukaryota; Fungi; Ascomycota; Eurotiomycetes; Eurotiales; Aspergillaceae
Product: Mpv17/PMP22 family protein
Exons: 6
Coding region: 1-762 (253 amino acids)
Cellular component (GO): membrane; cytoplasm
Source: RefSeq, a predicted model, not a curated record
AUGUUCUCCGCUGGACGUCGAAGAAUCCUGGAUGGACUUAAUCGGAGGUACAUAUACGGCCGUCUGCCAUUGCUUCACGCCAUAAUCUUCCUCAUCGAAAUGGCGGCGACAAUGCGCCUCGCGGCCAAGUUCAACUCCUACUAUGCGGAGAAGCCUGUCCUGACUACUAUGGUGACCAAUGCGAUUCUUGGUGGAGUUGCAGAUACGGUUGCACAGUUGAUCACGGCUUUCAAGGCUCGUGCAGGACACAGGCCCUCUGACAGCGAUCUCAUCUCGAUUGAGAUCCAUGAGCUUGACAAAGAGAAGCCACCGGCUCUUGGGGAGUUGGGUCAUGCGAGACAUUCGCCGCCGCCCUUUGACUUUGAGCGCCUGACUCGCUUCAUGUCGUAUGGUUUCUUUAUGGCCCCCAUUCAAUUCCACUGGUUCGGUUUCUUGUCCAGGGCAUUCCCUCUCACUAAGAGAAACCCCUCCAUUCCGGCGCUGAAGAGAGUUGUCGUGGAUCAGCUCAUGUUCGCUCCUUUUGGAUUGGCGUGUUUCUUUUCGUUCAUGACCGUUGCCGAGGGAGGGGGAAGGAGAGCAUUGACGCGCAAGUUCCAAGACGUUUAUCUUCCGACUCUUAAGGCCAAUUUCGUUCUUUGGCCGGCCGUUCAAAUUCUGAACUUCCGGGUUGUUCCUAUUCAGUUCCAGAUUCCCUUCGUUUCUUCCGUCGGUAUUGCCUGGACUGCGUAUCUGUCGUUGACCAACUCCUCGGAGGACGAGUAA